Molecule: messenger RNA, 1222 nt
Organism: Ostrea edulis (European flat oyster)
Lineage: Eukaryota; Metazoa; Mollusca; Bivalvia; Ostreida; Ostreidae
Exons: 4
Coding region: 526-861 (111 amino acids)
Source: RefSeq, a predicted model, not a curated record
AAUGAUAUUCUAUGUUUUUUAGUCAAUAUAUAAAUUUACAACCUGCAACUUACGAUUGGUGAUGCUCUAUUCUACCGUUUUCGACAAUUUCGAUAUAUUGCAAUUUCUCGAUUCAUAUUUGUGCGCCAUGUUUGAUGUAGUGAAGUUUCAACUUCCGAUUUUUAUUUGCAAAUGCCAUAUAAGGUAAUAUUUACAUCAAUGGAUAAGUACGGAGGAGAAAGCCAUUUCGUCGGCAUUAAAAAGGAUUAGAUUUAAUAUCAAGUUAAAAAACGAACAGCAGAAUGUUAAAAACAUUAUGAUUUUCCUUUCUUUGUCGGAGUGACUCGAGUAACUACAUUUUCGCGCUGAUUGUCAAUGUUUAAGUUUUUCAGUAGAUCCACCUACGAGAUCUCGCGAUAACAAGCAUGGUGGAGCAGACGAAGAAUUUUGCAUGCUUUCCUCGAGGAUGAAGUCUUAGAAUAUUUCAAUCAGUGGCUCAUUUCUGUGAGGUCCCGACCAGGCUAUAAGAAGACGGAGCAGAACAAAAUGUUCAUUUCGUAUCAAACUCAUGAGGGCAUUAUCAUGACAGUGAAAUCCUUCAUUGAGGCAACAAGAUACCUGCUUCAACAGGGGGUGCCAUAUGUUUUGAGCAAUGUCUUCUGUCAGGACCCACUUGAAGAGCACUUUGGUCGCCACAGAGGAUUGGGUACUCGUCAUGACAACCCAACAAUUCACCAGUUCGGUUACCAAGAAAACCAACUUCGAAUUCAGAGGAGCUUAGCCUUCAACUUUGUGCCCAAAGGAAACACUGCAGGAAGGGCAGGAGAAAAAAGACCCAUUGUCAUAACAAACAGUCCCUUAAAACGCUUAAAACAUAACUAAAAGAAGCUUACUUAAAGUAGGGGUCUAGUAGCGUGACGUCAUGUCCGGAUCGAACUCCAGUAUUGGUUCACGUACUAUUAUUAUUGGGUGGAUUUAUACUGUUUUUACAUUUACCUGGAUGUUUUUUAAUUUAGUAAAAUGAAUACAAUAACACUCCAUCACUUAUAUUUAAGUAGACUAUGGAUCCAAUCUUCUUUCCAUUUUUUGUCAUCUAAUUCACACAUAAAACCAGAGGUACAUAUUUGUUUAAUUGAUAUACAGGCCGGGGUAUUACAUGUUAAAAUUAUCUGUAAAUUAAAAAAAAUUCAUGAUAUGCAAUCAUGCACUUGUGGAAUUAAAUAAAACAAUUCUGCAUUUGUUA